AUGUCUUCCCAGAUCUUGAGUGAGCUAGAGAGCAACCAAAUACAAAUCUAUCAGUUUCCGACCGACGACGAAACAGUGCGUGCGAUUAAUGUUGAACUGAAUCGAUUGGUACCGUACGCAAUUGUGGGCAGUACGGAUUUUGUGAAGAAAGAGAAUGGCAAAAUGGUCAGGGCUAGACGUUACCCGUGGGGAAUUGUGGAAGGUAUGAGAGUUUUUCAUUCUUUUGUGAAUUGA
Anisakis simplex (herring worm) is the source of this 234-nucleotide messenger RNA. The record is from the annotation of a GenBank genome assembly. Lineage: Eukaryota; Metazoa; Nematoda; Chromadorea; Rhabditida; Anisakidae.